GAGUAGGGGACUAUCAACUUAAAGCUGUUGAAGAAACUCCAACAGUAGUCUAUAGCUGAAUGACACUGAGAGGGAGUGGCUAGACAGUUCUAACUGCUUGCUGAACGCCACUUGUGACUCUUACAUACCGAUCACCUGGUGUUUAGAGUGCCAACAGCUCUUCACAACGGUGACCUAUGUGUCACAGAGUGAUCAGGUCAAGUCAGACACCGGAGCUUAUCGGAGGCGAGGUAUUGUGCUCACGACUGCGCUUUUCUGCCACAGACCCGCCCUUUGGUUUUGGGCAAAGGUCGAGCAGUGGCGUGUGGCCAGACCUCCAUAGCACGGGUGUGUGGUGCUGACAGGCUGUCAGGUGUGGCCGCGCGCUUGCAUGCACACCUACAAGUGUUCAACACUUCAACAGGCCUGUCUGACAGGGUGAACGGAAAUCGAUGCAAGUGUCGUAAACAUUGAACUGCUGAGCCUUGUCACUGUCGUCCAGUACAAAAAUGGGAUGAGGGCUGACUUCACCAUACGAUGAACACGACACUGCCAGUGCCUCGUCAAGGUACAUUUGCCACUGGCACUGCUCAGGUAGACAUCAAAGGACACGUCAGGCGGGGUGACAUCCAGAUCCCUAUUGUUGAUGAUUCGUUGGCACCUGCACGCCCGGCCACCUCUACUCGCCACAAGCCUGUGACACCUGUCCCGACAGACACAUGCGAUUCUUCUAGUACAGAGCGACAGCAGCCAGCUCCACCGUCGAUCAGUCACAACAUUCCAGAAAAACCACUGGAUUAGAAGAAUAGGAGAUCAACUCCGGUUGCAGGAGAUCAUCCGAGACUAGGAGACCAUGACACUUCUAGUCAGAGACGAAAACAAUCCGGAGAAAGUCCUCGAUACGUGGACCACGAAGUCACUGUACGGCGAACAUCCAAGCGUCUUCUCACCUCCCACAUCAGACGAAACACAUCGCUGGUUGUCUGAAGGAGCCGAGAAAAAGGCUAGCAAUGCGCAUGCGCCGAUAAGCAAAUUUCUUCGACAUGAAAAGGACAGAGCUGAGGCUACUGACGACGACGAUGACAACAAAGAUAAUCCAUUGCUUGCAGAGAACGUCAGCCUGGAAAAACGAACCAAAACGAACGUGCGUCCUGGUUCGAUUUAAAUCCAGCUAAACCCACUGAUCGAUCUGUAAAAAACAAUAUCAGUCAGCACGUGCAUAUUUCUCCCGGAACCGACAUCAGUAUCCAGUCAGACCAUCCUCCCACAAACACAACGUCAGCUGCUGACGUUGACGACGGUGCUACAAAAACAUCUGAAGGAGAAGUGGUCCACCGAGUGGUCACGACACCAACAAACUCACCAGCAAAAGUGCCCCAGACAAUUACAAAACUCCUACAGAAAAUUGCGGCUCAGAAAAAAAUACGGUUCAGAAGGACAAGAACGACUCCGAGGCUAGACGAGACAGUGGCACGCAUUUCACCCCGGCGUGGGCGAGCUGCAGAUUGAAAACGCUUCGCCUCUGACCCUGUCAAGUCAACCAACCUCGCAGCACACACCAAAAAAAAAAACUCUCGGAGUCCACAUCCAGAAGGCGCUGUCACGAAUGACAAGAUUUCAGAGACACCGCGUGAAGGGAAUCUGAAUCAAAGGUGGAGAACUCAUCAACAAGAAGAAACAGCAACAAACAAAGAGAUGAACACAUCGCAACAAAAGGCCACGAGAAACAUUGCUCGGGGAGAUUAUUAGAGUCUUCGAAAAAGGAAACCGAAACGACACAAACAUGUGCGGUGCACGCCGAAGGAUCGAUGGAAGCCAAAUCUCGUGUUACUCGCAGAGGAAACGAUAAACUCUCAGACAACAAAAGAGACGAAGAAAGGUUUUCAGAAUCCGAUACCCGCAUGUCACAACCCAGGUCAGACAUGUCGGACAGCAGGACACCACGGGGAGGUGACAGGUCUUUGAAGGACCUGACCAGCGAGAGAGACCAGCUACUGCGGGCAGAAAAAACCUACAGACAGCGGAUCCAGCAGCUGGAGGAGGAGGUGAAGUCUGUGGUGAAGCAAAGUCAGGAGCUCUCCACAGAAAACAAAGAACUCCGCAGCAAACUCGAUGCGUUAGAAAAUUCUCGAAUGUCUGGAGGAUCUGAAAAGAGAGAAGAGGAACUGGUGACAACGGUUGCCAGAGUGAACAAGGAGAAACUGGAAGUGGACGCUGAGAACGAGAGGCUGCAGGCCAGACUUACGGAGCAAGAGCACAAGGCCCGGUUAUGGGACACCAUUUCCUCGGACAACAACAAGCUGAAGACUCAGAACACAGAGUUGGAGAAGCGAGUGCAGGACCUGGAGAAGGAUGUUCGCCGACUGGGCAGCAACCCACUACCUCCUCCCACUCAUGCAGACCAGGUCUCUGCAGUGCAGAAAGAAAACAAGAAACUGGAGGCAGAACUGAGCAACUUGCGGACGCAGAAGGCAGAGGUAGAAACAGAAGUCGAGAGACAGAAAUCACUGAACGCAGACCUCACCGAGAAGCUGGAACACAAGCGUCAAGAGCUGGAGGAACUGGUGAGGGUUUUAAAAUCGGAUACAACUUCAGAAAAGGAGUUGAGAGACUUAACUGCGCAGCUUGAAAACACUCAACGAAAACUUUCAGAAUGCAAGGCUAGUCUGGACGAAGUCAACCUCAAAUAUCUGGAGUUGGAGAAAGAGAAUGGUUCAACGAAGGCUGCGUUGAAGGCCAAGGAAGCGGAGUGUAAAAGUUUGAAAGGUAGUUUAGAAGAAAAAGACUCUCAAAUUAGCGAGCUCAAGAAAAAGUUAGAGUCCUCCAAACGCGGAAUGAAGAAGCUCGAGGACAGUCUAGACGAGAUGAAGCAGACAGAAAAAGAUGCCGUUAAUAUGAAAGCUAGGAUAAGAUCUCUGAAAAAUGAAAUCGAAGACAGCUUGGUUUCGAUCCACAAGUUGAAGCAAGAAAACAACGAGGCGAAGACUGAGGUCGAACGUCUGCACGCGGAACUAAUGAUGACCUCAGAAUCCCUGACCGAGGCCCGGCGCCACAUCAAGACCAUGGAGAACGAGCGGCACUCGAGGCAGCAGAUGGAGGAGGAGCUUCAGACCCGCGACAAGCGAUUGGGUGAGCUGGAACGUCAGACUUUUCGAGAUGAACGUCAGAAGCGAGCAGCUGAAACAGAAGGUGAAGGAGCUGGAGGAGGACAAGCAGGAUCUGCUGAAGGCCGGAGCAAUGCCACUGAGGUGGAAGUCGCAAACCAGAAGUUACAAGAAGAAAACCAGAAGCUGCGGCAGGCGUUGGUGGAGCGUAACAUAGAAAUAACGCGGCGACAGUCAGAGCGGAAGACGCUGGUGAACCGGGUGGACACAUUGGAGAGGAAGCAGCAGGACGCAGACAUUCAGAUGCAGCAGCUGAAAGGGUGGGUAGGCACCUCCAGCGUCGUGCCCCCAACAGGAACUCUUCCCGACCACCGUCAGUCCACCCGCAAAGAUCACCUGCUCGGACUUCCCAGUGUAUCCUCCCCUACUUCUCCCCGGGAAUCAAGAUUGACAGGAGCAAGAGGUGGAAGAGCAGGAGGUAAACGCAAGGGGAAGAACCGUAGCUGGGACGAUCUCACGAGGGCUGGAGACCACGAGGUCAGUGCACACACGUCGCCCAGUCUCCCCGUUGUUCUGGAAACCAGAUUUCUGGACGCACCUGCAUCUGCCGCUGCCCUGGCUACUUCGAGUUGUACAAACACAAGCUGACCCUCGUCAAGUCCAAGCGAUGGUGACGGUGGCCAGCCUCGGAGAACUUUGAGAUUUCUCUUAUUUACUUAAAUACUUUACAGUAGAACAGAUGUACAACAAAUUUUUUGGAAUGUGGCUUGUAUAUCUAUAUAUUUAUAUAUUUACAUAAGUUGUGUUAUGUGUAUAUAGCAUCAGCAUGGAAUGAGAGAUUUACUAGCAAAUAGCACAUGUAGAACUGUAGAAGAAGACUUUGUGUUUUCUUCUGCUUAUAUUUUAUACCCGACUUAAGAUAUCGAUAUGUACUCGUUUAUACAUUUAUAAGUAAGUCUUUGCCGAACUGUGGUAGUUGUUAAUACUUUGAAGAUAAUUGUAAGGUUUACAUCUUGUCGUGGAAGACAGAUAAAUAAGAAGAGUGCCAUAAUAAUGAACAGAGAUUUAUUUAGGAUUUAAUAAUUUGGAAUAAGGAAGAGAUUUAUUUAUCAUCGAUUCGAAAUAAAAAAGAUAUUAUUUAGCAUCUAUUAAAAUUGAGGGAUACAUUUAGGAUGUAUUGAUUUUAAAUGAUAUAUUUAUUUAGAAUUUCUUAAUUUUAUAGGAGAUAUUUAUUUAGGAUGCAUUGAUUUUAAAUGUGAUAUUUAUUUAGAAUUUAUUUAUUUUAAGUAUGAAGACAAAUGCUUCCUUUCUUCAAGCAAGAAGAGCAUCAGAUGCUGACACUGUUCCGCCUAGGAUCCUGAAAGUUUUAAGGAAGUGUGUUUGGUACAUAAGAGGAGACUGUCCUGACGACUUUUUAUUGUUUGAGGUGGAAACAGUUGUUUGUGGCUAUAUACCUAUCUCUACUACCACUUGGUCGAUGCUAUAGCAACGAUAAAAAUACUUACCAGACAAAUUGUUCAUUCGUCGCGCCUAAUAUAGUUUCCAGGAAAGAUGGAUGUGUAUCUGAAUUCCAUAGAUGGGAAAGUUCAUUAGAGAACUAUUUCCGAAUCGCUAAUUAGGGAAGUCAGCUUUUUAUAGUAUUUGCUUGAUGAUGACAGUUAUUCUGUGGUCCUGCUGCCCACGUUGUAUGAGAAUACCUGGCGAACACCUGCGAGUGCCACCAAGAAGUAAACUGACUUACUGUACUUACUGUACUUGUUGACUUAACUAAAGUUUUUCACACUCCAUCAAUUUAACAUCUUGUUUAUUUCCGCACCGACUGUUGGAAUCAGCCAAAAGCAAAAGAAAUGUUAACACCUGUUCAAUAACUUCAAGAAACUUUUUUCAUCUUUUUUGUUGUCAGGUUCAGUGCAUCUUACAACUUCUUUAUAUCAAAGGCCAGACAAAUUAUUUUUGUUACCGAGCUGCAAUCAGUCUGCCCUCCGUUUAGAGAAGAAAAACAUUUUUUUUAACAUUUCCCCAGAAUUUCAGUAUGCAGAAGUCAGAAUGGUGACUCUCACUUGUUCGUGUUCAACUUAUCGUCCUUACAUUUUCAAGUUUUUAUUUUCCGAAUGUAAAUAAAUCUAGUCAGUUGACUUUUUAGUACCAGUAGCAGAGGUCGGCUGGUGCCACCAGUGUCUUGGCACGUGACCUGGACUCACUCUGGUCUUCGUCUUUACUUUUAUGUCAACCGACAUCAUCACUGAAAGUCAGGUUUUGCAGUUUAUAAUGAAUUACUGCAAGAAAAACUUUCAUUCUCCAUCAGCCAAAGAAAAGUCAUAAAAAACUUUCACUCAGCCUUUGUUCGUAUUUUUGGUCGUAUCAAAAACAAAAAGCCUCAGUACUAUUACCAUAGCUUUAUCUGGUUUUAGAUGAAAAUUUUAUUUUUUAAAUAGAAACGUUUACUUCUCGAUCAGAUACCGUUAUGAGUCUUGAAGCCUCUUCAAAACGUCUGUAAGAUGCACAAAGUAUAUUUAUAUAUAUAUAAAUAUAUUAUUUGUGUGUAUGCUGUGCAAACUGCUUAUGAAACUACUAUUUUUGUGUUGAACAGAUAUGUAACUGUGAUAAAUAGGUUGACGGGAGUCACUCUGCUAGGUUAAGAUAUGUAACUAGUGAUUCAGAUAUGGGACUGAUGUUCAGCCUGCAGCUACAUCCAUGUUCACAUGUUCAUGCUCGCUGAAUCACAAUCAGUUUCUAUAUACAGGACCAAUCGCUCUUAUGUGUACAUCUUUGUAAAUGGCCGAAUACAGUUCUUUCUGUCUACUAAUAUCAACAGAAAACAAAACAAAAAAUCACAUUCAAAUUGUGGUACGUGAAAAAAUCCUUUAUAAGAGAUAAGAGUAGAUAACUCACUUUGUGGUCCUUCGCAACAGGACAGAAAGAUGUUAAGGGAACGCAAAAGUGAUGAAUUGAAGGCUAAAAAGUUUGCAAAGAAAAUAUUUUUACAUGGACAGUAAAAUGGCUGUGAAAAACAAACCAAGGAAGGCGGUUUAGUAAACUCAGUGCUAACGUAAGGCAGUCAGAGCGCGAAGUGUCGUUUUGCUACUUUCGGAAGAACAGUCUAUCCUUCGAUGGAAUCAUUUUGCGAGAUUUAUUGAACCUUCGACAUGUUACCGGAUACUUUAAGGACGAUUUAGCAGCGACGGCAAUACUUCAAAAAGAAAAGUAAUCUAAAACUGACAUUAGCUUAACAAUUAUCUAGUAUUUUAAGCGAGGAUAUGAGAAACACUGUUUAGAAGUGUUUCAUUGUAACUACUGGAUAUUCUCGAUAUUGUGUUGAACGCAGUAACACCAAAGUGUCUUCAAAACGAAAAAAAUGGGUUAAAACAUCAGCUGUCUAGGCAGUUGUUGAAAUGAGCAACGAAGUGUCUGGGUGUGUACAGUGCCUACGAAUGUAUUGCAAGUCCAGGUGGAGUGAGGAUACCUGAUCUCCAAUGUCUUCAUCCACGAUACAGCAGCGCCGCAACUUGACUUUUCUCCGAGAUGAGAUUGAAACCAGUCUGGAACUAGAUGGUCAGCCACUUCUGUGUUUUCUUAAGCAGUUGCCCAGUCAUUUAAAUAAAAAGGUCAUCAAAGUA
Messenger RNA from Pomacea canaliculata, 6700 nucleotides. RefSeq names its product nucleoprotein TPR-like. The record is from RefSeq and is a predicted model, not a curated record. NCBI's taxonomy places the organism in Eukaryota, Metazoa, Mollusca, Gastropoda, Architaenioglossa, Ampullariidae.